Alnus glutinosa is the source of this 2670-nucleotide messenger RNA. RefSeq names its product subtilisin-like protease SBT3.6. NCBI's taxonomy places the organism in Eukaryota, Viridiplantae, Streptophyta, Magnoliopsida, Fagales, Betulaceae. The record is from RefSeq and is a predicted model, not a curated record. Gene Ontology annotation, biological process: proteolysis. The transcript is spliced from 10 exons. Bases 125 to 2455 code for a protein of 776 amino acids. Gene Ontology annotation, molecular function: serine-type endopeptidase activity.
UGGUGAGCAUCCCUUUCUCCAUUUAAAAAGAGAGGUGAUUACAAGGAAGGGAACCUUAUCUUUCCUCUCUAUUUCUCUCUAGCUCUCUGUCUCUCACUCACUUUCUCUUACACACACACACACAAUGAGCUCAGUUCGAUGUGGUAAGAAGAGCAACAUAAUUCUCUCAUUUGUUUUCCUUUCUCUUCUCUCAUUUCUGAAUGAGCAACUUACCUUGGCCACUCUUGCAGAAGCCAAAAGAAAUGUUUACAUCGUUUAUAUGGGAAAAGGGCACUAUCAUGAUCCAAAGCUCCUUGUGGAAACCCAUCGUGAAAUUCUUACUAGAGUCCUUGGAAGCAAAGAAGCAUCUGCAGAAGCCAUGGUCUACAGUUACAAACAUGGCUUCUCUGGUUUUGCAGCCAAGCUAACAGAGAUUCAAGCACAAAUGAUUUCAGAGUCACCAACUGUGGUUCAAGUCAUUCCCAAUCGCUUCUACAAGUUGCAAACUACAAGAAGCUGGGACUACCUUCAACUCUCUUCACGUCCUCCAAAAAAUCUCCUGCACAAAUCUAAAAUGGGUGAUGGCGUCAUCAUUGGUCUCCUAGAUACAGGGAUAUGGCCAGAGUCUGAAGUUUUCAGAGAUGAAGGUCUAGGGCCAGUCCCUUCUCGAUGGAUGGGUGUUUGCGAGUCAGGAGAGCUGUUCAAUGCAAGGAAGGCCUGCAAUAGAAAGCUUAUUGGAGCUCGUUAUUUCAUCAAGGGACUGCUAGCUGAGUAUGGACAGCCAUACAACACUACUGAAUACAAGGACUACUUGUCUCCCAGAGAUUCAUCUGGACAUGGCACAACCACAUCUACAAUUGCAUGUGGCUUCUUCGUGGCCAAUGCAAGCUACAACGGGCUUGGUAUUGGAACAGUGAGGGGUGGUGCACCGCUGGCUAGGCUGGCUAUGUAUAAAGUCUGCUGGAAACUGUAUGGAGGAGUAUGUGCAACUGCUGACAUUCUGAAAGCCUUUGACAAAGCCAUAAACGAUGGGGUAGAUGUGCUAUCACUGUCUAUUGCCGCUGAUAUUCCCUUGUUUUCUGAUGUUGACACAAAUAGUGGGAUCUCCAUUGGUGCCUUCCAUGCUACGGCAAAGGGGAUCACUGUUGUGUGUUCGGCUGGAAAUGCAGGCCCAAGUGCUCAAACAAUACAGAACACAGCACCAUGGAUCUUAACUGUUGCAGCAAGCACUGCUGACCGCUCAUUUCCUACACCCAUCACGCUUGGAAAUAACUGGACUACAAUGGGUCAAGCUAUGUUUACAGGAGAGAAUAGGGGGUUCAUCAAUCUGGUCUACCCUGAAGUCUCGGAAAUUCUUUCUCCUCGUUAUUGCGAAUCUCUCUCACCGAGUGAUACUUGGUCAGCCGGAACUGUUGUCCUCUGCUUCACUUUAGCUUCUGAUGAGAGUGCAGUAGAGGCUGCUGCAUUGUCUGUCAAAGAGAUUGGUUGUUUGGGAGUAAUUAUCGCCAAAAAUCCCAGUAGGUCCCUGUAUUCAUGCAAUGAUGACUUCCCGUGUGUUCAAGUAAGCUAUGAAAUAGGCACGCAGAUACUCUACUACAUUCGCUCUACCAGGAAUCCACAGGUCAGGAUUAGGCCUACCAAAACACAUGUUGGCAGACCUGUGUCGACCAACGUGGCAUACUUCUCAUCUCGAGGGCCUAGUUCCAUUGCCCCAGCAAUACUUAAGCCAGAUGUAGCAGCCCCCGGUGUCAACAUACUAGCAGCAGUUCCACCUCUUAACCCUGCAAUUGCAUUCAACUUCGGAUCAGGAACAUCCAUGGCAGCUCCCCAUGUCACAGGCAUUGUUGCAUUGCUCAAAUCAUUGCACUCAGAUUGGUCCCCUGCGGCUAUUCAAUCUGCAAUUGUCACCACUGCAUGGACUACCGAUCCAUCUGGUGAACCAAUAUACGCAGAAGGGGAGCCAAUGAAACUUGCGGAUCCAUUUGAUUAUGGGGGUGGAAUUGUUAAUGCGAAUAGUGCAGCAAAUCCUGGUCUUGUCUAUGACAUGGGGACAGCUGAUUAUAUUCAAUACCUCUGCGCCAUGGGCUAUAACAGCUCUUCCAUUUCCCAGCUUAUAGAACAUUCCACAUUCUGCCCCAUAAAACAGCCCUCUAUUCUGGACAUAAACCUCCCUUCUAUAACCAUCCCAACCCUAAGAAACUCAACAACUCUCACCAGAACUAUCACAAAUGUUGGCGCUGUCAAUUCCAGAUAUGUGGCUAUUGUUGAGCCUCCGCUUGGCAUAACUAUAGCAGUAAAACCUCAUAUACUGAUCUUCAACUCUGUUAUCAAGACCAUCUCCUUCACUGUUACAGUUUCCUCUUCUCACAAAGUGACCACAGGAUACUCCUUCGGAAGCUUGACUUGGACUGAUGGGGUGCAUAGUGUCAGAAGUCCAAUAUCCGUGAGAACUGAGAUCACAGAAUCUUAUGAUUGAAAAGAUAUUGUCAUGCUAAAAUGUAUAAAAUAAAUGGGGUGGCAGUCUCUAACAAUUUAAGUCAUGCCCAGAAUACAAGACUGCUUAACAAAGCACAGUUUUCAAGAAAAGACAGCAUAAGCCUCAUUACCACGAGUUUGGCUUGCUUCUAGUAAAAACAAAAAACCAUUAGAAAUCCUCGUGUAAAAAUAAAAGGCAGAAAUUGCCUCGAGUGC